GACUUCAUCGCACGGGACCUGGGCCCUGCGCUGGCCAACAGCUCCCACCGCGACAUCCGGCUCAUCAUCCUGGACGACAACCGGCUCCACCUCCCGCACUGGGCCAAAGUAGUCCUGGAGGAUGAAGCAGCAGCUCGCUACGUCCACGGCAUCGGCAUCCACUGGUACCUGGACUUCAUUGGACCCAUACAGGACACGGUGGUGCCCACUCAUGAGCUCUUCCCCGAUUACUUCAUCCUGGCCACAGAGGCGUGCAUCGGGGCCCACUUCUGGGAGAGAGAUGUGAUCCUUGGCUGUUGGGACCGGGGGAACCAGUACAGCCACAGCAUCCUGACGAACCUGAACCACUUUGUGGCUGGUUGGACCGACUGGAACUUGGCCCUGGACCUGGAGGGGGGGCCCAAUUGGGUCAAGAACUACGUGGACAGCCCCAUCAUCGUGGACACCAGUGAAGGCAUCUUCUACAAGCAGCCCAUGUUCUACCACAUGGGGCACUUCAGUAAGUUCAUCCCUGAGGGCUCCCAGCGUGUGGGGCUCGUUCCCUCCAAAGAGUCCAAGAAGACGGACCUGGAGUACACGGCUUUCCUGCGCCCCGACGGUGCCGUGGUGGUGGUGGUUCUCAACCGGUCCCUGCAGAACAUCACCUUUGGGCUGGCCGACACGGUUGGUCUCAUCGCAGCCAUGGCUCCAGCCAGCUCCAUCCAGACCUACCUGUGGCGGCGGCAGUAACAGGGCUGGGAGGCCCAUGGCUGGCCAGGAGCUGGACUGAGCCGGGCUGGGAGAGCCCACAGUGCCCUGGGCUCAGGCCUGGGAGUGCGGAGGAGGUGGCUCACCGCUGUCUGUGCCACAGCGGAGCUGAGCGCUCGGGCGAGCCGGAGGAGUGAGCCAGGCUGUGCAGUGCCAUGCGUGUGCAGGAGGGCUGGGGGCACCAGUGCCCCUUGGGGUGGAGAUCCCACAGGCUAUGAAUGCUGUUUUCUGCUGCUCCGACAUUAAAUGCUGAUGCUGCCUCUA
Calidris pugnax (ruff) is the source of this 1011-nucleotide messenger RNA. Its product is annotated as glucosylceramidase-like. Gene Ontology annotation, biological process: glucosylceramide catabolic process. The annotation marks the transcript as partial. The record is from RefSeq and is a predicted model, not a curated record. The transcript is spliced from 5 exons. Lineage: Eukaryota; Metazoa; Chordata; Aves; Charadriiformes; Scolopacidae. Gene Ontology annotation, molecular function: glucosylceramidase activity.